CCAGGGAUCUCCUCCCGGGCUCCGAUGACCCCCCUCUCUCUCCCAGCAGGGGAGGCGCCGGGCCCUUUACGCACUCGCGCGCUUCGCCGGCGGCCGAGCGGGGACUCCCUCUGCCGAGCGCCGUCCCAGAGCAGCGGCGGCUCCGCCCCGGGGGUGGUCCCGGGACUGGGAGGCCGCGCCGCGCAGGCUCCAUAACUGGACCUACCCGCUGCCCCGAGCCCCGAUCCAGGCGCGAGGAUGGGGAUGGCGGCGGCGGCGGCGCGUAGCGGACUCUUCCUCCUGCUCCUGCUGCUGCUGGCGGGGGCGCUGGGCUUGCAGGCCGAGCGGCCAGGUUUUCAGUCAUUAUCACAUUUGUCUGCCUAUGAAAUUACAGUCCCCAGGAGAAUAACGAGAGAAGGGCGAGAAGCAUCCAGUUCCUUCUCGGCGCAGGAUAAGUUAUCGUAUGUCAUUGAAGUUGAAGGAAAUGAGUAUAUAAUCCAUCUAGAAAAAAACAAAGGGCUUUUGCCCAAAGACUUCACGGUGUAUACGUACAGUGAAAAUGGAACACUGCAGUCUAAAAUUCCAGAUAUUCAGGACCACUGCCACUAUCAGGGAUAUGUCGAAGGAUCCUUGAAUUCCAUGGUUGCUGUCAGCACUUGCUUUGGACUCAGGGGAUUACUGCAAGUUGAAAACAUCGCCUAUGGAAUUGAACCAACAGAGUCGACCUCAGGCUUUCAGCACAUCGUCUACCGAAUGGAGAACGUGAAGAAAGAGCCAAUGGCCUGUGGGGUGGCCGACCCGGAUGGGAAAUGGGAAAGCACGGAGCAGAACGAUGCCUCCAGCAUGAACCAUCUGCUGAGAAGAAAAAGAGGCGUCCUCCUGCAGACGAGAUACGUCGAACUUUUCAUUGUGGUAGACAAAGAAAGGUACCUGUUGUUAGGCAGGAACGAAACGGCUAUAAGGGAAGAGAUGGUACAGUUGGCUAACUACCUGGAUAGUAUGUACAUUAUGCUGAACAUUCGCGUUGUGUUGGUUGGCUUGGAGAUCUGGACAGCGGAAAACAAGAUCAGCAUAGAAGGCGGUGCAGGGGAUGUCCUCGCCAACUUUGUACAGUGGCGAGAAAAGGAGCUCGUCUCGCGCCGAAGGCAUGACAGCGCACAGUUUGUGCUGAAGAAACCAUUUGGUGGAACAGCCGGGAUGGCCUAUGUUGGAACCGUUUGCUCCAAGAGUCAUGCUGGAGGAAUUAAUGUGUUUGGACCCAUGAGCGUGCAGAUGUUUGCCUCCAUUAUGGCUCACGAACUUGGCCAUAACCUGGGAAUGAAUCACGACAACGAAAGGGAGUGUCGCUGCGAAACGGAAAACUGCAUUAUGAAUUCGGGAGCCUCAGGGGCCAGAAACUUCAGUAGCUGUAGUGAAGAAGAUUUUGAAAAGUUAACCUUGAACAAAGGCGGAAGCUGCCUUCUCAAUAUCCCCACGCCUGACGAUACCUACAACGUUCCCUACUGUGGGAAUAAGCUUGUGGACGCUGGCGAGGAAUGUGACUGCGGAACACCAGAGGAAUGCAAAUCCGAUCCUUGCUGUGAGGCGGGAACUUGUCGACUCCGUCCAGGGGCAGAUUGCGCGUAUGGAGACUGCUGUCAUAAUUGCCAUUAUCUUUCCAAAGGCACCGAGUGCCGGGACCCCACCAGCGAGUGCGACCUGCCGGAGUACUGCAACGGGACCUCGCCCUUCUGCCCUCAAGAUGUCACCCUUCAGAAUGGGCACCCCUGCCACAAAGAUGAAGCCUAUUGCUACAAUGGGAUGUGCCAGUACUAUGAAGCACAGUGCCAGGCCAUCUUUGGUCCAAAGGCAAAGGCUGCCCCUGAAAUUUGCUUUUCUGAAGUGAAUUCCAAAGGCGACCGGUUUGGAAACUGCGGUUACCAGGGCCACGACUACAAGAAAUGCUCGAGCUGGAACUCCAUGUGCGGGAAGCUGCAGUGUGAGAAUGUGAAAACCCUCCCAGUCUACGGGAUUGAGCCUGCCAUUAUUCAGUCUAAAUUCAGAGGCCGGAUGUGCUGGGGAGUGGACUUCCAGCUGGGCUCCGAUGUCCGCGAUCCAGGCAUGGUGAAUGAGGGGACCAAGUGUGCCCCUGGAAAGGUGUGCAAGCACUAUCAGUGCGUGGAUGUGUCUGCCCUGGACUAUGAUUGCGACAUAAAGAACAAGUGCAACGGUCAAGGGGUGUGUAACAGCAAUAAGAACUGUCACUGUCACCCCGGAUGGGCUCCUCCAUACUGUGACUCCAAAGGAUACGGCGGCAGCGUGGACAGCGGUCCUCCGUACAGUGACAACACAACAAAAAAUUGGCUGCUGGCCUUCUUUUGCGUCAUCCUUCCCUUUUUGUUGCUUUUGCUCUUCAUUUACCUAGUAAGGGAUCGAAUUGUGCAUUCCUUGUUGCCAUUGAUAGACAGCUGUCGUGCAUGUUGCUUUGGUUCAUCCCAUAUGCAAGAGAGCAUACACACCGAAUAUCCACCGAGUAUUCCAUACACCCCAAGGGAGACAUCAAGCCAAAUAAACCGAUUCACUGUGCCAUCCUAUGCAGCCAAUCAGCAACCUUAUUGUGAGCCUUAUCGCCCAACUUCUCCGCUUCCUUCUCCACUGCCCUUGGAUCAGCAGCACAUACCCACCAGGCCUCCACCCCCAGUGCUGAAAACUACCACUCAGGAACACUUCUACCCUUCUCGACCUGCACCGUUGCCUCCCGUCUAACUUUCUGUUUCUCUGUCACAAGCUGAUCUGUUUGCUGGAACAGAGGUGUGUCUGUCUUCCAUCAAGUGGCUCUUGAAAACCUUCCUUCUCCUUUGGUGCAGGGGAAGGAAUUUUUUUUUUUUUAAAUGCAAAACCAAGGAAUGUAAACUUAUCAAGCAAAUACCUCUACCAAAGCUCCAGGAACUGAAACCAUCAAGCCUGUGAAAAACUGUCUGUGCAAACUACAGUUGAGCUGGACCACUGGAAAGUGGAUGGAUCAAUAUGAAAUAUGACUGUUUGGGCGUAAUUGUGUCUAUUCCUUUUUAUGGUUAGAUUUAAUCGCAACCAUCCUUUGCUUCUUCUUGUCUGAUUAGUAGAGAAUCAAACAGUGAGUGAAGGCAGACAUAACACUAUUAGAGGAUUGGAGCCAAUUUGGCAAUGCCCUCCAUAUCUACUUUGUUGAAAAGAGUUAAGCUCUGAAGAAGACGAAGAAAAGUAGUUCUGCAAGUCUGCAGAAAAAGCCGACUGUGAACUGUGCUGAUUGGAUAGUGUCUGUGUCGCCAAGAACUUUCCCCACCAUUUCCAGACAAAUAUUUGCACUUUUUAAAAAAAUAAUAGCUUCCUUUUUAUUAUUAUAAAUAAUAUGACGAAGAAUGGAUAAGUGCAUAUAUGGCAUCUUAAAAAAUAUAAAAGGCAACUUGCUAACUUGGCAAAGGUAAUCCCUGCUAACUUGGCAAAGAGGCACCUUUUAACCUGGUGAUUCUCUUUAUUUAGCAGGGGAACUGGCCCUAUCCACCCCCAGCACAGUGACUGUUGCUGGUGUCUAUCUUAUGUUUCUUUUUAGAUUGUGAGCCCUUUGGGGACAGGGAUCCAUCUUAUCUAUUUGUUAUUUCUCUGUGUAAACCGCGCUGAGCCAUUUUUGGAAGGGCGGUAUAGAAAUCGAAUAAACAAACAAACAAACAAACCUGAAGUAUGGUGGGAGGGGAGAUUGGCAGUGAAUCAGCAUUCGAUUUGCUGGUAUGUACGUCAGUUAUUCAAACUGCAAAGCUACGAGGAAGCCAGCCAGGAGUUCUGUUACAAGUUCUGUUUUAAUGUUACUUCUGUUUUCACUUGUAGUUAGGUAGAGGCAGGCAUUAAUUGCAAAUCAUGUUGGACCAGCACACUAACAAGGGCAACAAGCUUCAAAUGGUCUGGGUCUGGCUGGACAGGGAGUUCACGAUUUGUGCGCAAACGAUGAACAGGCACAAGCUGAAGCUCUAAGAAAAAUGAACGUGGUUUUUCGAAAAUGCAAGGUAUUAUUCGUGUGCACACAAGUGUUAAUGAGGUGUGAGACGGUGUGCGUCUGUAUGCAUAUGAUUAACACAUUUUAAAACAAAGACAAUUUUAACUGUGCUGGCUGACACUAAACUGUAGAUAGUCAAGGAUGAUAGGUGAAUUUAACUUAACAGGUGAUAAUUAACAAAUGGCUGUUCAGCAAUUCUUCUAAUAUACCACUAAUGCUUAUACAAAAUAAAGGUACAAGAAACUUCUGUUUUUGGUCUAGGCUGGGGUGUGGGCUGCUAAUGGCCCACGUGGCACAUAUUCAGCUCUUCUAAAGCCGACUAGAAUCCCAAGCAUUCUAGCUUUCAGGCCCCCCACCCAAGUAAGUUAAAAGCAGAGGGGUGCUUGAAAAUGGGAUGACAACCAGGGCUAAUAGGCACAUAGCAAGCUUUGGGGCCUGAGGACAGACCGCUGGUCUGUGCUACCCACGCCCCUUGGCGCUGGCAUCAGACGCAUGCUGACACAGGGGGCAUAGCCAGCGCCUGGGUGGGUGGAGUGUGCAACCCUUCCCAGGUGGUGCUUUGUUCACUGACUGCGUGUUCUUUCUCUCCCUUGCUCAGAGUGAGAGUUUGAAAGAAUACCCAACGGAUGAAGUGCUCGCUGCUGAGAAUGGGUGAGGGAGCACACCUCACACUCCCAGCCAGCGAGCGCUUCGUUCAUCAGCUGGGUGCCUGAGAGGGUGCCCUUGGUGAGCAGGCCCCAGUGGCCAAGGGGCAUUUGUCCCUCACCCCCACACGUCCCAUCCCCCCCCCCCCAAUGGUGGCUCCGCUCCUGAGUGCUGAAUAACUGGAAAUGAGGAGGCAAAAAGCACACAUUCGAAAAGGAGCACAGAUCCACCCUAUGUUGAUUUUCUGUAUGUAAAAUUUAAUACGAUCAAGGAUCAGAUACAUCGGAUACGAUUAUUUAGAAAAUACAGUCAAUGACCAGACAAUAUUAACAGCAAUAGAUGUCAAACAAUCAUCCGAAACGUUAAGAAAGCUUAAAAUAACGAUAAUUCGGCUAACUCAGGCCGUAGCUUGCAGACAGCAAAACAAUAUGUUGCAGCAUUUAAAGAAAUGGCAUCAUUAUUAUGAGACAAUGAAAUUGGCGAAUAGAAAGUGUCCGAGUGCCCUGGGUAUUUUGACAGCAAUGGUAAGAUUAAUCGAGCCCAAACAUCUUUGUAAUAUGGACAGUACAAUAGAACAUGAGCAGAGGAUUCAACAACCCCAGCUCCACACAGGCAAACCCUGGCCCCAUAAGGAACCACCUUGAAUUUGCCUUCAAAUUGAUUUUCUGUUACUUCAGUAUCUGUAUAUCAAGACUUGUCUAGGGCUGAGCAAGACUGUUUAUGUUUGAGGAUAGCCAUUUCCAAAUAAGAACACUGUAGAGAUGCUGUAUGUGCCCCCAAAAAACUAAGUUUGGCAUUGGUCGGCUCACAAAGAUGCUAUGCAAAUAGUGCUAACGAGAUGCAAAUUUCUGGCACCCCUUUUGCUUGCAGUGCAUUUCCCAUGUGGCCUUCAGAUGCCCACGGCAAACCGAUCAGAUUAGAUGGCGCUGUCGAAUAUCUAGGUAUCUGUUUAUUGGUGGUGGAUGUGCACAUAAAUCUUCUGGUCAUGCACAAUUGGCAGCUAUUGGGCACAUUCUCCAAUUCUGCCCUCUUGCUGUUAGCAUCUUUUAAUGUGAAAUCACAGCCUUGAUCACCAGCAUCCUUUUUUUUUCUUUUUAAAAUGUUAAGCCCCUUGAAAAUGUUCUGAGCACUUUAAACCCUAGCAGCCUGCUGAAGAAAUACAUAUCUUUCAUCAUUUAUUUUAAGCAUCGCGCUUUGUGUGUGUCAGUCAGGAUGUUUACAUUGGCUAAAUCUUGUUGGAUUGAUUUGCAUCAAUCUUUGCACCAUGGAUUAAGCCAAACUUUUAAAAAAAAAAAUCUGCUAAAAAAUAAUCUGUUAGACUGGGAGGGCUAGUUGGGUAUUAGUAGAGGUGGUGGGAUAUCCUGGCGUGCUAUGCUUGCAUAGUGUAUUAUAAUGGAUAUCAAAACUGUUAUAAAGAUGUGUCUGCUACUCUAGCUUCAGAUAAUGAAACAAUUCUUAUGUUAAGACCUAUUCCCCAUUUGGCGGUAGUUAUUCAGCAUACACUCGUUUGGUAAAUUUCUCCAUAUUUCUUGCCAAAAAGUCUUUAACAGUGUUUGUAUAUAUUCAUAUAUAAAUAUAUGUCUGCAGCUGCAAUAAUAAAAUACUUGAACUAU
Messenger RNA from Hemicordylus capensis (graceful crag lizard), 6243 nucleotides. RefSeq names its product ADAM metallopeptidase domain 9 (gene ADAM9). The transcript is spliced from 22 exons. Gene Ontology annotation, molecular function: integrin binding; metalloendopeptidase activity. Gene Ontology annotation, biological process: cell-cell adhesion mediated by integrin; transforming growth factor beta receptor signaling pathway; membrane protein ectodomain proteolysis. Lineage: Eukaryota; Metazoa; Chordata; Lepidosauria; Squamata; Cordylidae. Bases 238 to 2724 code for a protein of 828 amino acids. Gene Ontology annotation, cellular component: plasma membrane. The record is from RefSeq and is a predicted model, not a curated record.